CGAACCAUGGAAAAAGAAAACCUGGAGAACCUAACCCACUUUGCAGGCUUCGUCCUCCUGGGCCUCUCCUCGUCACCAGAGUUCCAGGGACUACUCUUUCCCCUUUUCCUCUUCAUGUAUCUCGGUAGUCUUCUGGGAAACCUCCUGAUCAUCUCAUUGAUCUUCUCUAACAGCAGCCUCUUCUACGCUCCCAUGUACUUCUUCCUCAGCCAUCUCUCUUUGGCUGACUUGGGAUUCAGCUCUAAUGCUGUGCCCAAGAUGCUCCAGAUCUUGCUGUCCCAGAGAAAUACCAUCUCCUACAGUGGCUGCUUGACACAGAUGUACUUUUUUGUGGUCUUUUGCACCAUGGACAACUUCAUCUUGGCCUCAAUGGCCUAUGACCGCUAUGUGGCCAUUUGUUGCCCAUUACAUUAUGCCACAAUAAUGAGCUAUAAGUGUUGCCUGCUUUUGGCAGCAGGAUCAUGGCUUCUGUCUUUCUGCCAGGGCCUGUUGUACGUUUUUACAAUGUCUCAUCUCGACUUCUGUGGGUCUCAUGAGAUCUCUCAUUUUUUCUGUGACCUCCAUCCUUUACUCCAACUCUCCUGCUCUGAUACCUCCUUGGCCGAAAAAAUACUCAUGUUUGAAGGCACUGCAACCAUGCUUGGACCCCUCAUCCUCAUCCUCCUCUCCUACAUCUUCAUCGUCAGCACAAUUCUGAAGGUCCCAUCAGCCUCAGGAAAGUACAAGGCCUUCUCCACCUGCAGUGCCCACCUCACCACUGUCUCCUUGUUCUAUGGAUCUCUGAUAGGCACCUACAUCUGUCCCUCAUCCACCAACUCUGGCUCCAGGUUGAGAGUGGCCUCGAUCAUCUACACUGUUGUCACCCCCAUGCUUAAUCCUUUCAUAUAUAGCCUAAGGAAUAGUGGGAUACAGGACGCCAUGAGGAGGUUACUGAGGACUUGGCUUCAAAGGAGAACAGGUGUAGGAGAACAAAGAGUAUCACAACUUAAGACCUGA
Pogona vitticeps (central bearded dragon) is the source of this 996-nucleotide messenger RNA. Lineage: Eukaryota; Metazoa; Chordata; Lepidosauria; Squamata; Agamidae. The record is from RefSeq and is a predicted model, not a curated record.